GACGGGGUGCGAGGAGGGGGUUGCAGAAGGAGCUGAGCGGCUGCUGCUCAAUGGCGGAAAAGCCGCCGGUCCUCUGACCGCCUCGUCCCCCUAGCACUUGCGGGGGAGUUUCCUGCCGGCGCGGCUGGAGUCUCUGUUUCUCAGGGUUCGGUGGCUGGAAGAUGCUCCAGAGAGACGAGGCUGCGACGGAGGAGGUGGCGGCGGCCGAAUCGGUAGCGGCGCUAGGGUGGAGAGAAGGCGGCAGUGGCGGCGGCGGCGGCGUGCGGGGCCCGACGGUGUAAACAGCUCCGGAGGCGGCGGAGGCGGUGGCCGAGACCCAGAGGGGAAAGCGUUGGCUGAGGCAGGAUCGUGCCUCCGUUGGAAGCCUGGGCUGAGUGCAGCAGAGGGGUGUCUGCGGCGGGCUCGAGCAGACGCCCUAGACCUCGCCACUCUCUCUCGCCUCAGCUUCUUUACUAAACAUGGGUGCAUUUUUGGAUAAACCUAAAACUGAGAAACAUAAUGCUCAUGGUGCUGGGAAUGGUUUACGUUAUGGCCUGAGCAGCAUGCAAGGAUGGAGAGUGGAAAUGGAAGAUGCACACACGGCUGUUGUAGGUAUUCCUCAUGGCUUGGAAGACUGGUCAUUUUUUGCAGUUUAUGAUGGCCAUGCUGGAUCCCGAGUAGCAAAUUACUGCUCAGCACAUUUAUUAGAACACAUCACUAAUAACGAAGACUUCAGAGCAGCUGGAAAAUUGGGAUCUGCUGUUGAGCCUUCAGUGGAAAAUGUCAAGAAUGGUAUCAGAACUGGCUUUUUGAAAAUUGACGAAUACAUGCGUAACUUUUCAGACCUCAGAAAUGGAAUGGACAGGAGCGGGUCAACUGCUGUGGGAGUUAUGAUUUCACCUAAGCAUGUCUACUUUAUCAACUGUGGUGAUUCACGUGCUGUUCUGUAUAGGAAUGGACAAGUCUGCUUUUCUACCCAGGAUCACAAACCUUGCAAUCCAAGGGAGAAGGAGCGAAUCCAAAAUGCAGGAGGCAGCGUAAUGAUACAACGUGUUAAUGGUUCAUUAGCAGUGUCUCGUGCUUUGGGGGACUAUGAUUACAAGUGUGUUGAUGGCAAGGGCCCAACAGAACAACUUGUUUCCCCAGAGCCUGAGGUUUAUGAAAUUUUAAGAGCAGAAGAGGAUGAAUUUAUCAUCUUGGCUUGUGAUGGGAUCUGGGAUGUUAUGAGUAAUGAGGAGCUCUGUGAAUUUGUUAAAUCUAGGCUUGAGGUUUCUGAUGACCUGGAAAAUGUGUGCAAUUGGGUAGUGGACACUUGUUUACAUAAGGGAAGUCGAGAUAACAUGAGUAUUGUACUAGUUUGCUUUUCAAAUGCCCCUAAGGUCUCAGAUGAAGCAGUGAAAAAAGAUUCAGAGUUGGAUAAGUACUUGGAAUCACGGGUUGAAGAAAUUAUGGAGAAGUCUGGUGAGGAAGGAAUGCCUGAUCUUGCCCAUGUCAUGCGCAUCUUGUCUGCAGAAAAUAUCCCAAAUUUGCCUCCUGGGGGAGGUCUUGCUGGCAAGCGCAAUAUUAUUGAAGCUGUUUAUAGUAGGCUGAAUCCACAUAGAGAAAGUGAUGGGGGUGCUGGAGAUCUAGAAGACCCAUGGUAGCCUUAUAAACCUUCUAAAAUGCUUUUGAUUCUGAAAAUUGGGGGAAAAAACUUUUAAUCACAAUUUUCUUCAAUACAAGGGAAAAAUAUUCUUGUGGAUUCCCAACGUUUUGUGAUAUGAGCAGAAAAUCAUUAGCAUUUCCCAUCAUUUGUUCAUAUUUGUGUUUUCUGAUAAUUGCCACUUGUAGCAUUGCCUGUACUACAGUAUUUUUUGCCACCCUCAGGCAUACUGGUUACAUCUGUAUUGAACUUUUGACCCUAGGAACCAACGGAGUUAUUUUACCACAAAUAACAAAUGUGCCUGAGGUGCAUGGGAAUAUAGUUAGCUGUACUCUGAAGAUACAUUAUGUUUUUGUUUUUUUGGGUUUUUUGGUUUUUUUUAGACAAGACACACAACAUAUAAGCAUGUAAGAGUAAAGACUUGUAUGAGAUGUUUCUUUUUCAAUUCAUCAAAUUGAAAGCCUUCUGCAGCUGUGUGGCUUGAAAUUUCAUUUGAGCAAUUUACUAUAAGAUUUAUAUUUAUUAUUAAUUGUUAUUUAAUUAUUUUUCAAUUUUACCUGUAUUGCCAACUGGGUUCUCCAAUAGUGUCCAAAUUGUAAUGUUGCCUGCUUCAAGAUAAAGUGUAUUUGGCAAUAAUACUACAAACCCUUAACAAAUUUUAUGCAUGUAUCUGCUACAUCCUUCAGCUCUCACUAGAAAAUCUUUUGAAACCAAAUAGAUUAAUUUGUGGCUAUUUAUAAUUUGCUUUGACAUCUCACUACUGCAAAAUUUUUUAAAUGAAGAUACUUGCCUUUAUAAUGUAAAUUGUGAUUUUUGUUUUACAUGUGGGUUUCUAUAGUUUUACUUUUUCAGCUUUUAAAAUACAAGUUUUGUGUAAUUUGAUAUAAUUUUUAAUUGUUUACGUUAUUUUAAAAGCUCAGAAUAUCACAUUGAAAUGACUAUAAAUACAUUUAAAAUUAUCUAUUUUAGAUCUAAGGGAAUAUUACAGAGAUAUUUUCAUGGGUUCAGUAACCUUUCAUUUUAUAACAUUGGGCACGGUACAGAGUGGCUGUCACAUAAGGUACUUGAAGAUUAUUAGUUUAAUUCUAUUUUUACAAUAACCUUGAAUUCUUUUGAGUUUUGCAUGUAUCCAAUUAAUGCUGAACAUGAAGAGUUAAAUAUUUAUCUAAAAGAGGGUAGAAGCAAUGAAUGUAUCCAUUUGUACAUGGUUUACAUGUUGUGGAUGCUUUGUAAACAUUUUCCUGUAUGUUUAAACUGUGUUUCAGCAGGAUGUAAUUGCCCUUGUGUGUAGUUAGAAUGAGUCAUCAUCUGGUCCUGUGUGAAAUGGAAUUCAUGGUAUUUUCUGUAACAUUUUCCUGAAGCUGUUUCUGGAGAGCCACACAUUUGAAUACAGACAGCUUUCCUGAUCAUUUGAUUCAUUGUGCACCUGGUUUUUGGUCUAAAAGGAAUUAUUGCCACAGUAUAUUUUAUUUAUUCUUUAGAUUUUAGCCUUGUAAGUUAAAAAGUGCUUUACAUGAUGAUGUUACAAGCUGUUUGUCCCUUUACCGGGUUUGGGGGGUUGUGAAAAGAUAGGGAAUGAAGAAUGCAAAAUGGUUUAUUGUUCAAACUGUCCACUCUGAUCCAACCCUGUACUGAUAGUACCUUUCCAGUAUGAUAUUGUGAUGUUUCAUACAAUGCAGUGAACAUAACCAACUUGUUACCUAAAUAAAGAAUUGAUAAAAACAGUGUGACAUAUUACUAUUUGGUAUGAUUUUUAAAAAUAAGAGUCCAUUUUAAAUGUUAUUUUUAAACAUUUUAUAUAGUUAGAAUAUUUAUUGUGAAGUUUUUCAUCAAAACCACAUAGGGGGAUUUUAUACAAAGAGACAUUAAACUCUAUGGUACAGUACUAAUUAAUUAGCCCCUUCUCUACUCUAAAAACAUUUUUAUACUACUUAAAAAUUCUUUUUGGGGGAGUUUAGUGGCUCUUGAAAUACAAAUAAUGUGGAACUUAUCAAAAGAAAACCUAUAUUCAAUGUUUACUAAUCUAAAAUACCUAAUCCAGCUGUUCUCAGAUAUUUUAAUCUCAGGACCCACUUAUAUUCUUGAAAAUUGAAGAUCGCAAAGAACUUUUUGCUCUUGUGGGUUAUAUCUGCUUCUGCAUUCAGCCUGUUGCAAUGUGGCGCUUUGUUUGAAGUAUAUGAAGAAAUCUGGGCUCAUACAAAUUAAUUUGGAAAAGAAUAUUUUAAUAGUGUCACAUAACUGUGGAUUCCUCUUUGAUAAAUUACCAAAACUUGAGAACUUUUCUUUAAGGUUAGUUGCAGUGUGAAAUCUGAAACUUGAUCAGCUUUUUACUGUUACAUUAAAAUCCAUUUGAUCUAUCUUACAGUUUGAAUGGAUCUUCUACUUUUGCAAGAUUUCAUAACAUAUCAUGCUUUGAACAUUGGGAAGUACUGGUUCAUGGAAUUACUCAGUUCUUUAGAAUAUUGAUAAAUUAUUAUGCAGUGUUUACAUUUUUUUGUCAAUAUAACAGAAAAAAUCUUUUAAGUAUUGCGAAGCUGUCAAGCUCACGGUGAUGGAUACAGAUUUUUCAAAAUUCUGAUUUUCAUUUGAAAGCUUAAAUGUUAUCAUUGGCAAAUAUUGUCAGUUUUUUUUUUUUAAGUGACAGGUUUAUUGAUUUUAGAGUAAAUGUCUGCUGAACAGCCAUACUCUGUCAGUCACUCUUUGAAGUAAAAGUGGUGUUACGUGAAAAGUGGCUAGUCCAGCUCACAUCUUGAUAGCAUGAGACAGCCCUCACACAUGCUGUAGAACCAGUACUCUCCAUUGCAUUGUGCAGGAUAGUAAAAAGGUGUGUGCUCAUGGAUAGAGAUGGAACAAAAUUAUUUUUUUACUGCUUAGUCAAGGACAUUGUAAACUGAAACUGGCUUUUUCCUCUGUUCAUUGUGAUUGUGGAGCUACAAAGCAACUAAUAAGUUUUGUGUUGUCUGGGUUUUGCUAAAGUGCCUGCAGUUUUACCUGCCAUUUCUUCUGUAAACCAGUGCAAAUUCAGUAUGUUGAGAAAGAAUAAGUAUUGUAAAGGAAACAGUUUUGAUUUCACAGUCUUCCUUGAAAGGUUCUCUGGGACUCCCAGACUUUCAGAAUUGCCAUCCUGACAGCUUUCUAGUGUGGUUAUUUGUUCCAAAGAUUACACUGUAAUAGUAAAUGAAUCUUAAGAAAUGCAGAUCUGACAGAGGGAAGCGCAGGGGUGCCAUGGUGGCUAUGUGGUCACUGUUAUACUGAAACUUAGAAAGCAAAGUAAAUAAGAUGGAAUCUUUAAUACUGUACUUUUUUCUCCCAGAAAAGUCCUAUGAUAGGUUUAAACUGGAAACUCAGGAUUAAAGUUGAAUUAAACAAUAGAGUUUGAUUAUCAUAUGGCAUAUAUUCAGAUCAUUUAAAUCUUUUCAGAUACCUUCAGUUAUAGAUUUGUGUUAUUUCUUGAAAAGGGCUCACUUCUGUAUUGAAUUUUUAAAUCUGUAUUUUAAAUAAAAUCAUUUUUACCAUGACUGAGAUGUUACAUCAGGUUGGCCAGAUAAACAGAACUUUUUUUUUUAAUGGUAUUUAAGUAGAUCAGAGCUUUAUGCUAAAGUGUUUUUUGUUUUUGUUUUUCUGUUAGUUUUUUUCAGUGUUUUGAAUAUUCCACAGGGUUGGGGAAAGUUACAUGGCAUUAUUUAAAAGAAAAAGCACCCAUAUAUCUAUCACAACUUGCCCAAUUAUGAGGCUUGGUAAUUAUCAUACUUAAGAUACUUUAUUACCUGAGUUUUUGGUUUUUAAAUGUGUUCUGUUAGUCAAAAGUGACUGCGACUCUAAUCUCCUAAUCUCCUUAAGUCAGCUUAUUUUUUGAGAUGUGUCAAUUUAGUUCAGCUGUGACAUCUUAUCAUAGUUGCUGUCAGGCUCUUCUCCAGCCACCUAACUAGACACUUAGUCCUCCUAAUAAACUAACAAAAUUUAAAACUUAAGGUGAAGGUUUAUAUAUGUGUGUGUGUGUGUGUGUGUGUGUGUGUGUGUGUGUAUAUAUAUAUAUGUAACAUUAGUAUAUCUAAAAGCUUAGUUUAUUUGGGCUCCUUUAUUUAAAAUAGUAUCUCAAUUGCAUUUCUGAUUACAUGAGGGAAACAACAUAUAUAUAUAUAUGUUUUGGCCAUUGAGUUUCCUCUGAAUUGAAUGCUUGUAUCCUCUGCCCAUUUUUCUUUCUGGUUUGACUUUUUCUUCUUUAUUUGUAGGUUUUUAUAUAGUCUGGAUACCAGUCCUUUGUUGAAUGUGUUACGAAACAGUCUUUAUAUUUUUGUGUAUGGAGUCUUGUUAUUUAUCAAUCUUUUAGUUUAUGGUUUUUGCUAUUUUUGUGUAAUAAAUCACCAUCUGAGGUUCAUACAUUCUCUGUAGAACAGUAGUUUUAAAGUCUUUAUCCCACCUCCCCAACCAUAUAUGUUUAGGUUUUUAAUCUGUAUUAAAUUUACUAUCUUAGGUAGUGCAAAGUAUGGAAUCUUAAUUUUUUCCCAUGUAGCUAGCUAAUUGUGCCAACACCAUGCUGGCCCUGUCAAAUACCAAUUUCCUAAAUAUGUGUCGCCCAUUUCUAGUUUCUAAAUUCUGUUCUAUAGUCUUUUGGUCUAACCUUAUACAAAUAUCACACCAUUUUAGUUUCUGUAGCCUCAUAAGCAAUGAUACCUGGCAUGCAUGCAUUGUCUUGAUCUCCGAUAAACUUAGUUCCUUUUAAUGAAAAUACAAUUAAUAAUCCACAUUAUGUAAUGCAUAACAGCCUGCAUCCACUUGGAGAUGUAAUACUGAAAAUUGUGUAUCCUACCUAUAAAGAUUAUGUGUUCCUGUUGCACAUUUACAUUUUAAACUAGUGUGGUGUAUUACAUUGUCAAUCUGAUCCCAUAGGGCUGGACCAAUAAUGAUGCCCAGUCAUGCUCCUGUGGAGCCUGAGCCAAAGGAAAAACUCAGUAAUAAUGAUUCUGUUCGUAUUUAAAAGUUAAGUGUUUUGUUCAUGAUUUCUGCAUUAGUUUUGGUUCUUUUAAAUGUUGCGUCAAAAUACUUGAAUGUGGAAUUCUUUUGGCCCCAAGGCAAAUGUCUUACUUGCACCCUCUAGUCCAGUUGAUAAGUAUUCCAGCAGCAGCUAGUUGCUAUUGAUUUUGCUUCCUUAGGCAGUAGGCUAUCUUUUAACAUGUGGAAAAUGUACUACUGAGAAAUAGCAAGUUCCAAAAGGAUGGCAUUUAUGUAAAUCUCCAAAAUUUAUUCUACGAUGUUUUGCAUAUUUUAAUGUCUUUUAAAUUGAGAAGCAUCUUAGUUCAGUGGGGUCUAGAGUUGCCAUUGGCUAGGCAGCAGUCGUGGCAUGGUUCUACCAACUUGGUCAUAGCCAUUCAUAGUUCACCUCCAUAAUUGUGUUUGGUACACUGUUGGAACUACAUGUAUUAAGUUUAAGGUUUAAAAUAUCUUCAAAAUGAUCACACUGAUUUAACAGAAGCAAAGUUACUGUGUAAGCAAAGCAUAGCUUAAUAUUUUUAAAAAGAUUUUAGUCUUAAAAACCCAUUACAGUAAGUAUAAAACAGUCCUGUUAUGAAAGCAUUGUUUCAUAGUUUAUUGGCAGCAUUUUUUUCUUAACUGUACAUAAAAGAAUGGUACAUAAAAUAGAGGGAUCUUAAAGUUGAUGGAAUAUAUAUAUAAUAUGCAAAACAUGCAUGGGAAUAAUGACACAUUAAUUUAGGACAGUGGUUUCUUUUGGAGACACUUGAGAGGUGUGAGAUCCCACCCCAUCCAAAAAAAGAUAAAAUGUUAACAUCUGUUAAAUUGGGGGAGUAGGUAAGGGUAUUUUACAUUCUUUUCUGUAAUUUUCUGUAUGUUUGAAUUUUUCAUAAAAUUCUGAAUUAAUAAAAUACUAAGUAAUGAAUUCAGUGGUCCUAAAUUGCAUUCCAGGAAGAGGGUACCAGCUUAUGAUUCCAACAGUGUACAAAAAAAAAAUCCCCAUGUCUUAUUUCUCACUAUUGUUGCGCACUGUCAAUUUGGUGGGUAAAAUACAGAAAUGUAUGGUAUAUUCUUGACUUAAUUCUCAGUUACUGAUUACUAAUGAUUACUUGUCUCAUAGUUUGGUAAUUAUAUGUAUGUCUCUUACAUGUAUGUCUCUUACUAAGGCCUAUUCACAUAUGUUGUUUUUUUAUGAAUAAAUUGAUCAUUUUUUUCUUA
Molecule: messenger RNA, 7810 nt
Organism: Manis javanica (Malayan pangolin)
Lineage: Eukaryota; Metazoa; Chordata; Mammalia; Pholidota; Manidae
Gene: PPM1B
Product: protein phosphatase, Mg2+/Mn2+ dependent 1B
Biological process (GO): protein dephosphorylation
Molecular function (GO): magnesium ion binding; protein serine/threonine phosphatase activity; manganese ion binding
Source: RefSeq, a predicted model, not a curated record